AUGGGACAAGAAAGGAGGAAACUUUCUGAUGAAUAUGAAGUCACAGACAUUCUAGGCAGAGGGGGAUUCUCAGUUGUGAGAAAGGGUGUUAGAAAAGCAAAUGAUAAUGGAGAAGAAAGAACAUUUGUAGCAAUCAAGACUCUCAAAAGAUUUGCAUCCACUCCUAGAUCCAUGACUUUCUCAUCCUGGAAACAAGAAGUCAGUGUCUCUGAUGCCUUGCUGACUAAUGAAAUCCUGGUCAUGAAGAAGAUUGUGGACAGUGUUUCACCACAUCCGAAUGUGAUAAAUCUCUAUGAUGUCUAUGAGGAUCAAUCAGGUGUUCACCUUGUGUUGGAGCUUUGUUCAGGAGGUGAACUGUUUGAUAGGAUUGUGAAGCAGGAGAAGUACUAUGAGGUUGGAGCUGCAGCUGUGGUCAGGCAGAUUGCUGAAGGCUUGAAUGCUCUACACAAGGCUGAUAUUGUACACAGGGACUUGAAGCCUGAGAACUGUCUUUUCCUGGAUGACUCUGCGGAUUCUCCCUUGAAGAUCAUGGACUUUGGAUUGAGUUCUGUUGAGGAAUUCACAGACCCGGUUGUGGGAUUAUUUGGGUCUAUUGAUUAUGUAUCUCCAGAGGCUCUUUCUCAGGGCAAAAUAUCUUCAAAAAGUGACAUGUGGUCCUUGGGAGUCAUCUUGUAUAUCCUACUAUCUGGGUAUCCACCCUUCAUUGCCCAGUCCAAUAGACAGAAACAGCAGAUGAUAAUGAAUGGUGAGGUCAAUUUCGACGAGAGAAGUUGGAAGAACAUUACCUCAUCAGCAAAACAUCUGAUUAAAAGUCUCCUGACAGUUGAUCCUGACAAAAGGCCAAGUGCUCAAGAGAUCCUUACUCAUCCAUGGGUCAUAGGUGAUUCUGCUAAGGAGGAACAAAUGGAUGCUGAGAUUGUUUCACGACUGCAGAGUUUUAAUGCCCGUCGCAAAUUCCGUGUAGCAGCAAUGGCUAGUGUGUUGAGCAGCACAGUUCUCCUGAGAACAAAGAAGCUGAAAAAAUUAUUGGGGUCCCAUGACCUCACAGAGAAGGAAAUUGAGAAUCUCAGGCUACAUUUUACAAAAAUAUGUGCUAAAGGUGACAAUGCAACUCUAGUAGAAUUUGCGGAGGUGCUGCGAGCCAUGAACAUGUCAUCCCUAAUUCCAUUAGCACCUCGUAUCUUUGACCUAUUUGACAACAAUCGUGAUGGUACGGUUGACCUGAGAGAAGUACUCUGUGGGUUCUCCAGCCUUCGCAGUUCCAAAGGAGACGAUGCUCUGCGUCUAUGUUUUCAGAUGUACGAUACAGAUCGAUCUGGAUGCAUCACAAAGGAAGAAGUAGCAUCAAUGCUAAGAGCUUUGCCCGACGACUGCCUUCCACCUAAUAUCACAGAACCUGGAAAACUGGAUGAAAUAUUCGAUCUGAUGGACGCAAAUAGUGAUGGAAAAGUAACAUUUGAAGAGUUCAAAGCUGCCAUGCAGAGGGACAGUUCUCUUCAGGAUUAUGUCCUCUCCUCUCUUCGCCAACAAUAACAAUCCUUCUUUCCACUACUUUUUCACCUUUCAUCAACACUUUUUUUUCCUACAUAUGGCUCCAGUUUUUGGAACUUCUUAGAGCCCCUAAUAGAGAAAUCCUCAAUGUAAGGAGAAGCAAAACCACAUUUCAGACACCUGGAAACAUAGGACUUAAUAGAGUAUGUAUAAUGUUUGUUGUGAUAUAUUGUUCUUAAUAAUACAUGUUUUUCAAAGUGUUGAUG
This is a messenger RNA of Tripterygium wilfordii, 1757 nucleotides long. Its product is annotated as calcium and calcium/calmodulin-dependent serine/threonine-protein kinase-like. Gene Ontology annotation, molecular function: calcium/calmodulin-dependent protein kinase activity; calcium ion binding; ATP binding. The transcript has 7 exons. Lineage: Eukaryota; Viridiplantae; Streptophyta; Magnoliopsida; Celastrales; Celastraceae. The record is from RefSeq and is a predicted model, not a curated record. Gene Ontology annotation, biological process: intracellular signal transduction; protein autophosphorylation; peptidyl-serine phosphorylation. Bases 1 to 1533 code for a protein of 510 amino acids. Gene Ontology annotation, cellular component: nucleus; cytoplasm.